Messenger RNA from Clonostachys solani, 1185 nucleotides. The record is from the annotation of a GenBank genome assembly. NCBI's taxonomy places the organism in Eukaryota, Fungi, Ascomycota, Sordariomycetes, Hypocreales, Bionectriaceae.
AUGGAGGUUUCCCAACCCCGCUUUACGACAUUAAACCACAUUCAUUUCUCCAAUGAGAAUUCUCCAUCAGAAUCUGCUUCCUUUCAUUCUUUCACCCGCCUUCCGCUCGAACUCCGACUAAGGAUUUGGGAGCUGUCGCUGCCCUGCAGGCGGCGGCUCUUGACUCUGCACCUUGCUCACGAGGACGAAAGUGUGUCAGGGCUCGGCCAUGGCUACAACAUAUCAAUUGAGCAGCUACCUGACGCCAUUCCACAAUCCAAUGUGUGUGCUGAGUCUAGGCAGGCUGCCCAUCAAUGCUUUCGGCUCCCUCUGCGGGUCAACACUAAUGCCGACAAACCUUUGACGAUUUGGAUCAACCCUGAGCGUGAUUAUCUCUUCCUGCCCAGGUUGAAUGUAGAUAUCAGGACAUUUGCCAACUUCAUUAUCAAGCUCAAGGACUCAGAUCCCAAAGGGAAAGGCAUCCUCCACAUCGCUUUUGACAGCUUAUGCGGAACCUCAGUUCGAUCACUCAAAGCAUUAAGUACGGACCUUGGUAGUAAUAUUCCUCAAGAGACCAUCACUAUCCUUAGGGAGUGGGCCCUGGGACUACAAUCGCUCUGGUUCAUUCAUCUUCUAUCCUCCGAAUCUCGCCUCGAUGCUGGCCCAUCGUCCGGGACUAGGAACUAUACAAUUAAGGGUCUAAACCGCAGCAUCCCCAUUUUCCCACAUGCCGUUGAGUUUGAACUAUUCGACGAGGAUAUACGCCCCUAUCAGCCAAGUCUUCAGUCACAUACAGUUUAUUAUAGCCCUAAACCGGCUGUACAGGCCUGGGAAGCGAUGGAAGAUAAGCUAGGCAUCCGCAGCGAUACAGGGACACAGCCUGUCCGCCAAAUCUCCCACGUCCUCGCCGCGACAGCAAGACACGGCUACCAUCGCCGUGCUUCUGCCGAAGUCAGGUGUGCCAAAACCAUGGACGACUACUUGCAGCUCGAGCAGGAUCAAGCGGAGAAGUUCUUCAGCAACGGACCAGGUAGCUUAUUCCCUCAGUGGCGGGAGACUGAAGAGCAGAAGAGGACCCUCUUAUCCGCGGCCGGCUUCUGGAUAUUCCCGUACGGCACUUUUGAUACUCUAGAUAAGACACUAUCAGGCAAAGCAUGCCAAAAUUUAAGUGAUCAGCGGCCUGGACUGGGAUUGUUCAAACUCUAG